Messenger RNA from Dermacentor andersoni, 2045 nucleotides. RefSeq lists its product as uncharacterized. Lineage: Eukaryota; Metazoa; Arthropoda; Arachnida; Ixodida; Ixodidae. The record is from RefSeq and is a predicted model, not a curated record.
GGCCUGGCGUGAUCUGCAGACCAGCGUGAGUGCUUCUGUGGAAAGACUCGGCCUUCUGGACGUACGGCUGUUGUGGAACUGGUGCCCAGUGGCCGACACGAAGAUUUCAUCUCGAGUGCAAGAUUUCGCAUCGUGUUACGCCUUUUAAGAAACGCGCGCCUGCCCGUCCCCGUCGAGAAUUUUCAAAAGAGAACGGACCUUGCGGAGCACGAGGCAUCGGUAUUCUUCUCAGAGUGCUGAAAAAAGAAAGCCAUUUAAGUAUGGUGCAACAUUCUCCCUGCACGAAGCUUAUCGGCCGUAUUCAACGUGACGCGUGUGAAACGAUACUUGAACUCUUGGACGGCGACUCCCGCUUCGCUCUGACUGAGGAAAAAGCCGAGCCUACGAUAGUCGCCCACUGCGAGCACGUUGUCUACACAGUGGCGUUCACUUCUCACACGGGUGAGCGUGCACCGGAUGAAUGCCGUGAGAAGGAGAGCACGGACUACGGGCGCAAGCAGUGGCUCGCCAAGUGCCUCACGCAGGCCUCCGAAGUUGUCCUUCGAUUUGAUUGGCGCUGCGACAACUUACGUGAGCUGUGCUGCGAGAACGGCAUCGUGGGAACUCCGGCGCUCUUGCGCAUGCUGUGCCAGAAGCCCGUGAAUAAGGUGGGCUGCUCGCUUUACGAGAACCACCGCUACGAGCCUUUACUGGAGAAAGACGUCUUUGCAGACAUCAGCAGCAAUUACCAGUUGCUGACUCAGAUGCUCGAGUUCACGUACACGCAGGUGGUAGGUACGCCGCUGAAAGCCGGGUUCUUGGACUGCACCUUAAACGGUUUUCUCGACCUGCAGCGCGUGUACGCUCAUGCCAUACGUAAGGCUACCCUAGGGCUACCGGUCGGCGACGCCUGUAUGAAAUUCAAUACGCACAUCCACGGUGUGCGCAUCUUCCGGUACUCUUGCGAACAAGUACCUCCAACCGCAGUACAUCUUUGCCCCAAUGUCUCGUACAGCUACGUCCAUCUCUCGAACCUGCUGGAGCAGAGGGCGUUGCUUCAGAGUCUGCGUCAUUUUGCCGUCACCGUUCAAACCUAUCCGGAAGCCGCCUGCCGCUUCCUAGGAGCCACUACGGACCAGGAGUGCCGGUAUGGCGUCAGAUCACGUUCACUCGUUCUGCUGCCGUCGCCGCAAUACAUCCGUUCCCAGCGACCUCCGUGCGUGGCCGGCGACUGCCUGGAACUGACGCGCAAAUUCCUGCAUAUGUGCCUCGCCAACAUCUCCGAGCUCAGCCUGACAACCAGCCACUUCUCGUUCGUCUGCGACUUUUGCUUCGGCGUGGUUCCGGUGCUGUCCGAGCUGAGCUUGCUGGAGCUUCCACGGCGCGCCUUCAUUUGCCAAGCUUUGCUGCAGUGGUUCGCGCGUGGAUGCCAGUUCCUCUUCGAGCUGGACGUCAGGAAUGGCGACGCUGUUUCUUGCGCCACCUGCAGUUUGCCGCUGGUGUUCACAGAGCGCGUCUUCGAGUCGCUACUCUGGGAGACGAGGCUAUGGCGGCUGAGCAUCGGCGAGACGGCGAGGAUAAUGUCGUUCACAUUUCCCCUAUGUCGCCUCGUCACCGACGUUCGCUUUAUCCUGGACAGUUUGGCGAGUGUCGCCACCUCUGUUUCCUGCGGUGGGCCCUGCCAUCUCCUCUGCGUCCAUCCCGGGCUCUGUGUGUUAACUAUUGAGUCACUACGGUUUGCGCAUGGCGAUAAGUCGGAUGACUGAUUCACAAUGGCUCACCUUCCGGCAAUGCGACCCUCAUCGGUGCCAUUUCACGUGCUCCGUAUUAGAAAAAAAAAAUAUACGAACAUUCUGACGGUGUCUCCCGUCUGGCUCAAUCUGAGCUGACAGAAGUGGUCGACUGCGAGCGGGUCGUCGAGAGGGUAGCGUUCACUUCUGACACGGAUGUGUGGACACUAUAUGAAUAUCGUCUCAAGUUCAGAGUGCAGCAACGUUGUGCGACGUUACUGUAUUCUUUAGUCUAUUGGAUGCAUUCUUCUCAUAAACGCAGUAAACGUCAUUUCA